CCGGCGGGCGGACUCGGAGCGGGCGGCGGAGUGACCGGGCCAGCUGUCCUGACACCAACCCACCCGCCUCACUCAGUAGCCAUGAGAGCUGCCUACCUCUUCCUGCUGUUCCUGCCUGCAGGCCUGCUGGCUCAGGGGCAGUAUGACCUGGGCCCACUGCCGCCGUUCCCAGACCACGUCCAGUACACCCAUUACAGCGACCAGAUUGACAACCCGGACUACUAUGAUUACCAAGAGGCCACUCCUCGGCCCUCUGAGGGACAGUUCCAGUUCCAGUCUCAGCAGCAAGUCCAACAGGAAGUCAUCCCAGCCCCCACCUUCGAGCCAGGAAACACAGAGACGGAGCCCACAGAGCCUGGGCCUCUUGACUGCCGCGAGGAGCAGUACCCGUGCACCCGCCUCUACUCCAUACACAAGCCCUGCAAACAGUGUCUCAACGAGGUCUGCUUCUACAGCCUCCGCCGAAUGUACGUCAUCAAUAAGGAGAUCUGUGUCCGCACAGUCUGUGCCCAUGAGGAGCUCCUCCGAGCUGACCUGUGUCGGGACAAGUUCUCCAAGUGUGGUGUGAUGGCCAGCAGUGGCCUGUGCCAAUCUGUGGCGACCUCCUGUGCUAGGAGCUGCGGGGGCUGCUAGGGUGCAGAUGGCACCCCAGCCCGCCCCUCCUCAGAUCCGGGGCCCUCGGGUCCUGCUUGACCUGGUGCUUUCCUUCCCGGCCCGACGUUCCUUUCAUUCUGUUAAGAAGUUAGUGGACUGCGGCCCAGGGGGUUGUCUCAGGCCCUCCCCAGACUGGCCACCCCUGAGGCACAGUGGGAGCUCCCCACAACCCACCCUUCGCCCCCAGGUGGGGGGCAUCCUGGGCCUCUCAGUGGGACCUGGGCCUCUGACAUGCCUUCUCAGCCCCUCUGAGGAUAGUCCCCCACCCCUGAGGUAGGCUGUGCCCCUCACCCCAGCUGGUCUGC
This is a messenger RNA of Molossus molossus (Pallas's mastiff bat), 959 nucleotides long. RefSeq names its product microfibril associated protein 2 (gene MFAP2). Gene Ontology annotation, cellular component: microfibril. The record is from RefSeq and is a predicted model, not a curated record. The coding region runs from base 82 to 633 and encodes 183 amino acids. Gene Ontology annotation, biological process: embryonic eye morphogenesis. NCBI's taxonomy places the organism in Eukaryota, Metazoa, Chordata, Mammalia, Chiroptera, Molossidae. The transcript has 9 exons.